Populus nigra (black poplar) is the source of this 1723-nucleotide messenger RNA. Its product is annotated as plant UBX domain-containing protein 7-like. The transcript is spliced from 10 exons. Gene Ontology annotation, biological process: proteasome-mediated ubiquitin-dependent protein catabolic process. Gene Ontology annotation, cellular component: nucleus. The record is from RefSeq and is a predicted model, not a curated record. Gene Ontology annotation, molecular function: ubiquitin binding. Bases 146 to 1513 code for a protein of 455 amino acids. NCBI's taxonomy places the organism in Eukaryota, Viridiplantae, Streptophyta, Magnoliopsida, Malpighiales, Salicaceae.
GGUCGCAUUCUCCAUCAAACCCCCCCCUCCCUCUCUAAAAUAGUGUGGAAGAUUGAAGAUUGCUGGAGUUUAAUUUAUUCUCUUUCUGUGAUUGAUUGAUCAAAUUAGAAGUCAAAUUAAAUUAAAUUAGGGUUUUGGAUUUGUAAUGUCAAUGGAGGGAAUGUUAUCUGCGAAUGAUGAGCAGAGUAUGGUGUCUUCCUUCCUCGAGAUCGCAGUUGGCCAAACUGCCGAGACUGCCCGUCAGUUCCUGCAGGCCACAAGCUGGAAGCUUGAAGAUGCUAUUCAGUUAUUUUAUGUAGGGAAUGAAGGUGGGGUGGUUGCAUCUGCGUCACACCCUCCUCAAACUGAAACCCGGACAGAUGUACAUGAAAGUGGAUUGAAGGACUUCGGAAAUGAAAAUGUUGGACCUGGUGGUGGAGAGGAAGUACGUGCUCCUUUACCUGUUGUGAGGGAUACCCUCUAUGAUGAUGCCAUGUUAUAUGGAGCGUCAAGGAUGGGACACCCACCACAUGAAGCCAGUUCAUUGAUUGCAUUUCGCAACUUUGAUGAGGAAAUGAAACAUUCUGGGGUCUGGGAAUCAGACCAAGGUUCUACAUCCACAAUAGAUAACCCUCGAGAUAAUCUUGCUUCUUUAUAUCGACCUCCUUUUCAUUUGAUGUUCCAUGGAUCAUUUGAAAAGGCAAAGGAUGCUGCUUCUGUUCAGGACAAAUGGCUUCUAGUGAACUUGCAAUCCACAAAGGAGUUCAGCUCUCAUAUGUUAAAUCGGGAUACAUGGGCAAAUGAAGCUGUUGCUCAGACAAUAAGUACCAAUUUUAUCUUCUGGCAGGUAUAUGAUGAUACAAGUGAGGGAAGGAAAGUUUGUACAUAUUACAAAUUGGAUUCUAUACCAGUAGUCCUAGUAAUCGACCCAAUCACAGGUCAAAAAAUGCACUCAUGGGUUGGAAUGGUACAGCCUGAGAGUUUGCUGGAGGAUCUGGUACCAUUCAUGGAUGGUGGCCCAAGGGAUCAUCACAAAACCCUGUCUCAUAAACGCCUAAGGGGCAGUGCUCUGACUCCGCAAAAAAGCAAAGCUCCGGUGCCUGCUCAUGAAACUAAUGAAGAAGACGAGGAAGUGCAAAGGGCAUUAGCUGCUUCAAUGGAGAGCAUGAAAGAGUCCAGUGCAGUUGCUUCCAAUGAUAAAGAUGAAGCCAGUACCACUCAGGAGGAAGAAAAUUGUUCAAGUAGGAUGCCAAUGUAUCCACCUCUACCUGAAGAACCCAGUGGCGAUAAGAGUCUCCUUUGUAGGGUUGGAAUUCGUCUUCCUGAUGGACGCAGAGUCCAGAGAAAUUUCUUGAAAACUGAUCCAAUACAGCUGCUAUGGUCAUUUUGCUAUUCUCAACUAGAAGAAGCUGGGACAAAGCUGUUUCGUUUGACGGAGGCAAUUCCAGGAUCAAAGAGGCUGGAUUACGAUAGUAAAAUGACCUUUGGGGAGUCGGGCUUGGCCAACUCUAUGAUCUCGGUUGCUUGGGAUUGAAAUCAAACUUCAAGACCUUACUCUUGUGUUCAAGACUUUUGGUUGAAGUUUCGUACAUGUCUGGUCCUUUUUUGCUCUGUUUGGAAAGUUGACCUAUGGAGCCAUCGAGUCCUAUUUAAAAUUAUUUACUCUGUACAUACUGUUAUGUAUUGGACAAGAAUUCACAAUCUAUGUAAUGCGCUCCUGCUGCUCUUGUGGCUUUCGCAGAUA